Messenger RNA from Eucalyptus grandis, 870 nucleotides. RefSeq names its product trichohyalin. The coding region runs from base 1 to 870 and encodes 289 amino acids. The record is from RefSeq and is a predicted model, not a curated record. The transcript is spliced from 2 exons. NCBI's taxonomy places the organism in Eukaryota, Viridiplantae, Streptophyta, Magnoliopsida, Myrtales, Myrtaceae.
AUGGAGGGAAUCUCCGGCGAGCUGAAGCUUGCGGAGUCGAAGAAGGAGAUCCUCUCUAAGGCGUACGAGCGGCUGCAGUCGGAGUUGUCCUCGUUCCUCUCGUUCACGCUCCUGUGGAAGGACCUGGAGGGGCACCUGGAUGGCAUGCGGGUGUCCCUCGAGCGCCGCGCCGAGGAGCUCCGGGAGGGCGAGAGGUCGCUCGCGGAGCGAGCCCGCGACGUCGCGUCGCGGGAGGAGGGGGUGCGGUCGGCGCUGCGGAGGGUCGAGGAGCGCGAGGAGGAGGUGCGGAGGAAGGAGAUGGGCCUGAGGUCGGCGGAGGAGCGGCUCGAGAAAUGUAGGGAGGAGCGUAGGAUGGAGGAGCGUGAACUGGUUGCGACGCGCAAGGCCCUUAGGGAGUGUAUCUCGCUGAAGAGGGACAAGAAGAAGGAGAUGAGCUCUCUGGAGCAGUUGGCUGAGAAAUGUCGCAGGGAUUAUGAUUCGAAGAAGGAGGUGGUGGAGGCGCUGCGACGGGAAUUGGACUCGAAGGAGAAGAAAGUCCGGGUGGUGCAGAGUUUGCUUGUUAAAAAUGCUCGGGAACUUGAUGUGAAAGUGGAGGAGUUGGGUUCGGUGAAGCGUUCUCUUGAUGAGUGCUCUAGGUCAGUUAAAUCGACAAGGGAGGAAUUGAGUACGGUGCAGAGUCUGCUCGACCAGAGUCUCAAGGCGCAUCACGAGAGUGAGAAGCGGCUGAGCAUUCUGGAUCGCACGAUUGAAGAGCGUGAUAAGGAGGUCUUGGCGAAAGCCAGAAAGUUGCAGUCUUUAAAUGACUGUCAAAGGAGCAAAAAGGCGAGCUCAAAUCCAAAAAAGAGGAGGCUGAGGAAAUCAACAGGUUGA